Molecule: messenger RNA, 8315 nt
Organism: Pimephales promelas (fathead minnow)
Lineage: Eukaryota; Metazoa; Chordata; Actinopteri; Cypriniformes; Leuciscidae
Gene: dip2bb
Product: DIP2 acetate--CoA ligase B (putative)b
Source: RefSeq, a predicted model, not a curated record
UCAUGUGACUCUUCCCAUCGGUUGGGAUUUCUCUCUCGGCAUGGCGGAGAUGAUGGAGCUCGGUCUGCUGCUGUCUAAUACCAUUUGCUAUUCUAUGUGAGGAGGACACGGGCAUUUUUGUUGUCGGUAAACCUUUCUGCGCCGUUCUUUCCCCCCGAGUUGUGGCCAUAAUGGCGGAGCGCGGUGUGGAUGUGUCUGCUCUCCCCCAAGAGGUCCGGGAGCAGCUCGCUGAGCUGGACCUGGAGCUGUCGGAGGGUGACAUCACACAAAAAGGAUACGAGAAGAAGAGGGCCAAAGUUUUAGCACCCUACUUAACACAAAUACAAAACUUGGCUCCGCCUCCGGCAUAUGAUGCACAGUCCCCUGGUCCAAGCUCCGCCUCCGCACCUGAACCUGAACCUGAACCCGGCCCGUCAAACUCAUCCUCUUCACGCCACCGGCGCACACGGCGGCCACACCGAAGCAGCGGAACUCGAGAUGAACGCUACAGAUCAGAUAUCCACACCGAGGCAGUUCAGGCAGCGUUGGCCAAGCAUAAAGAGGAAAAGAUGGCGCUGCCCAUGCCAACCAAACGUCGGUCCGCAUAUGUACAGUCACCAAUUGACAACUGCACCCCACCAGACUCCUCCUCUUCCUCUGACGAUGAGGCCGUGUCAAGUGAAAGUGCAGGGCCUCAGCAGUCUCCGGACACCUGGAUUAAUAGCUCUCUGCAUGGCUCCUCCACCUCCUCCUCUGCCUCCUCCACUCUCUCACAUGGGGAGUCUCGGCCCACCCAGGCCCCUCAGCCUCAGUCUCAGCAGGUCCCACCUCCACCCGCACCUAUCCACCCACCCCACUCCCACUCCCAGCCCUCAGCCCUGGCCGAGGCCCUCGCUCAGACACGCAUCGAUCCAGGAGGAGGAGUCGGGCCUCCUGAUGUGCCGUCCCAAGCUCAGGCCAGAGGCUCUCGUGUGGAUCUGCCUCCCAACGCCGCGGUGCGAGGCAUGAGUCGAGGACAGAGCCGGUCCAGCAUGAUGGAGACAGCAGACGUGAGAAGAAUAGGCCGAGGUGUUCCGGUGUCCAGUCGUGUGUCCACAAAGAUCCAGCAGCUGCUAAACACGCUAAAACGACCAAAACGCCCGCCACUCAGUGAGUUCUUCAUGGAUGACCAAGAGGAGAUCGUGGAAGUUCCUCAGGCAGAUCCUAACACCCCUAGGCCUGAAGGCCGGCAGAUAAUCCCAGUGAAGGGGGAACCGUUGGGUGUGGUCAGUAACUGGCCUCCUGCUCUUCAGGCAGCAUUAACUCGAUGGGGUGCCACUCAGGGCAAAAGCCCAGCCCUCACAGCUCUGGAUAUCACAGGAAAACCACUCUAUACACUUACGUAUGGGAAACUGUGGAGUCGAAGUGUAAAGCUGGCCUACACUCUCCUCAACAAGCUGGGGGCCAAAAAUGAGCAGAUCCUCAAACCAGGAGACCGGGUGGCGCUGGUGUAUCCUAACAGUGACCCUGGUAUGUUCUGGGUCGCAUUUUAUGGCUGUUUGUUGGCAGAAGUCAUUCCUGUGCCCAUAGAGGUUCCACUAUCCCGAAAGGAUGCGGGUAGCAGCCAAGUAGGUUUUUUGUUGGGUAGCUGUGGGGUGGGUCUGGCUUUGACAAGUGAGAUCUGUUUGAAGGGUUUACCCAAGACCCCCACUGGAGAAAUAUUACAGUUUAAAGGCUGGCCCAGGUUAAAGUGGGUGGUGACAGACUCCAAAUACCUCACGAAGCCUUCGAAAGACUGGCAGCCUCAUAUCCCAACAGCCAACACAGACACGGCAUACAUCGAGUAUAAGGCCAGUAAGGAGGGCACAGUGAUGGGUGUUGCGGUUUCAAAAGUUGCCAUGCUAACACAUUGCCAGUCACUCACUCAGGCCUGUAACUACUGUGAGGGUGAGACACUGGUGAAUGUUUUGGACUUUAAGAAGGACAUGGGUUUGUGGCAUGGAGUUCUCACGAGUGUGAUGAACCGAAUCCACACCAUCAGUGUUCCAUAUGCAGUAAUGAAGGCCUGUCCACUGUCCUGGGUUCAGAGAGUUCACAUACACAAAGCACGUAUUGCCUUGGUGAAGUGUCGUGACCUGCAUUGGGCGAUGAUGGCUCACCGAGAUCAGAGAGACACCAGUCUGGCCUCCUUGCGCAUGCUAAUUGUUGCUGAUGGAGCCAAUCCUUGGUCAGUUUCAUCUUGUGAUGCAUUUUUGAACGUAUUCCAGGCUUAUGGUUUGAAACCAGAGGUCAUCUGCCCGUGUGCUACAUCACCCGAGGCCAUGACGGUUGCCAUUCGCAGGCCUGGUGUCCCCGGUGCACCUCUUCCAGCGAGAGCCAUCCUGUCCAUGACUGGGCUGAGUCAUGGGGUCAUCAGGGUCAACACUGAAGACAAGAACUCUGCUCUCACCGUCCAGGAUGUGGGACAUGUCAUGCCUGGAGCAUUGAUGUGCAUUGUGAAACCGGAUGGGCCACCCAUGCUGUGUAAGACCGAUGAGAUCGGGGAGAUCGUUGUGAACUCUCGUGCUGGUGGAACCAUGUAUUACGGCCUGUCUGGAGUCACUAAAAACACCUUUGAGGUGAUCCCAGUCAAUGCUAGUGGUGCUCCUAUUGGUGAAAUCCCAUUUGUGCGGUCGGGAUUGCUGGGUUUUGUUGGACCGGGUAGUCUGAUAUUUGUUGUGGGUAAGAAUGAGGGCUUGCUAAUGGUUAGUGGUCGUCGUCACAAUGCUGACGAUCUAGUAGCGACAGCACUAGCGGUGGAACCAGUCAAAACUGUGUACAGAGGCAGAAUUGCUGUGUUCUCAGUGACUGUGUUCUUUGAUGAGAGGAUAGUAAUCGUAGCUGAGCAAAGGCCUGAUGCCAGUGAAGAAGACAGCUUCCAGUGGAUGAGUCGAGUUCUGCAGGCAAUUGACAGUAUUCAUCAGGUUGGAUUAUAUUGUCUUGCACUGGUUCCUGCCAACACCCUGCCCAAAACUCCCCUGGGGGGCAUUCACAUCUCAGACACCAAGCAACUCUUCCUGGAGGGGGCGCUGCACCCCUGCAACAUCCUCAUGUGCCCCCACACCUGCGUUACCAACAUGCCCAAACCACGUCAAAAACAACCAGUCGGUGUCGGCCCUGCAUCCAUCAUGGUGGGUAAUUUGGUUGCUGGGAAAAGAAUUGCGCAGGCUGCAGGCAGAGAUCUGGGACUCAUAGAAGACCAAGACUUGGUCAGGAAGCUGUGUAUGUGGCCUACAAUGAUGCAUCAGUUCCUUACAGAGGCUUUACAGUGGAGAGCACAAACAGAUCCUGACCAUACACUUUAUGUACUUUUAAAUGCCAAGGGAGUGGCAGUCUGUACAGCUACAUGUGUUCAGCUUCAUAAAAGAGCAGAGAAGAUUGCGGCUGCUCUCAUUGAGAGAAGUGGUAUUAACAUUGGAGAGAAUGUGGUGCUUUUGUAUCCACCAGGUAUAGAUCUGAUCGCAGCAUUUUAUGGCUGUUUGUACGCUGGUUGUAUUCCUGUCACCGUGAGGCCUCCACACCCACAGAACCUCUCGGCCACUCUGCCCACUGUCCGCAUGAUUAUCGAUGUCAGCAAGGCUGCUUGCAUUCUCACUACUCAGGUUUUAACAAAGAUUCUCAGAUCUAAAGAAGCAGCAGCUACAGUCAACAUAAAAACAUGGCCCAUCAUAAUAGACACAGAUGACUUGCCUCGCAAACGACCUCCCACAGUCUACAAACCGCCCAAUGCUGAGAUGAUCGCCUAUCUGGACUUCAGUGUCUCAACCACAGGCAUGCUGACAGGAGUGAAGAUCUCUCACGCGGCGGUGAGCGCUCUGUGCCGCUCAAUAAAGCUGCAGUGUGAGCUGUACUCCUCUCGCCAGAUCGCCAUCUGCCUCGACCCCUACUGUGGACUUGGUUUUGUGCUUUGGUGCCUUGCGAGUGUAUACUCAGGUCAUCAGUCUAUCUUGAUACCUCCCAUGGAGCUGGAGAGCUCACUGUCCCUGUGGCUGGGCACGCUCAGUCAGUACCGUAUCAGAGACACCUUCUGCUCCUAUUCUGUCAUGGAGCUUUGCACCAAGGGCCUGGGCGGACAGACGGAGAUGCUGAAGGCACGUGGUGUGAACCUGUCGUGUGUGAGGAGCUGUGUGGUGAUUGCUGAGGAGCGUCCGCGCUUGGCUCUCACACACUCCUUCUCCAAACUGUUCAAAGACCUUGGACUCUCCAUGCGGGCUGUCAGCACUGCUUUUGGGUCGAGAGUUAACCUGGCCAUCUGCCUACAGGUAGAUUACCUGAAGUUCGAACUUCACAAGUUGAUUUUUCUCUGCAAUACGUGUGCAGCUGAUCUGUAUGUGUGUGUGGGUUUGUGUUUUUCACAGGGUACAACUGGACCAGACCCCUCAACUGUGUAUGUGGACAUGAAGUCCCUCCGACAUGACCGGGUGAGGUUAGUAGAGCGAGGAGCGCCACAGUCUAUUCCUCUCAUGGAGUCUGGAACAAUUCUUCCCGGUGUGAGGGUGAUCAUAGUAAAUCCAGAAACUAGAGGACCGCUAGGGGACUCUCAUCUAGGAGAGAUUUGGGUGAACAGUCCCCACAAUGCAACAGGAUACUACACCAUAUACGGAGAGGAAAACCUGCAGGCUGACCACUUCAACACUAAACUGAGCUUUGGAGAUCCUCAAACACUCUGGGCCAAAACUGGAUACCUGGGAUUUGUCAAGAGAACAGAACUCACAGACUCCAGUGGAGAUCGCCAUGACGCCCUGUUUGUGGUGGGCUCUCUGGAUGAGACUUUAGAACUGAGAGGUUUGCGAUAUCAUCCAAUUGACAUCGAGACCAGCGUAUCACGUGCCCAUCGCAGCAUCGGUGAAAGUGCUGUGUUCACCUGGACAAAUCUGCUGGUGGUGGUGGCUGAACUCUGUGGAUCAGAGCAGGACGCUUUAGACCUGGUCCCGCUGGUAACCAAUGUAGUAUUAGAGGAGCACCAUCUGAUUGUGGGUGUGGUGGUUAUUGUUGACCCAGGGGUCAUUCCUAUAAACUCCAGAGGAGAAAAGCAGCGAAUGCACUUGAGAGACUCCUUCCUGGCAGAUCAGUUGGACCCCAUAUACGUAGCGUACAACAUGUGAGCUGGGAUAUGGGAGAGCCAAAGGCCUGCCAGAGCGGUGCUACGGAGCCUGGCCUCAGAACAGAAAGACUUGGCCCUGUUUUUUUCAGUGUCAUUUUCCAAAAUACAAAUGUGUGAGAUGAAGUUUUGGAGAAGGGAUGCUAUAAUAGAAGUUCCCUUUUAGUUCAAUUCCUUCUCCCCCAGAACCCCACUCUCUCUCACACAAUGCCACAUAACGUCUGUCCAAUUUUUGGUCAUGAUUUAAAUGUACUUGAAUUACAUAGCUCUUUUUUCUACUCAAACACUCUCCUAUUCUAGGACUGGCUGGCGUGUACUUUUUAUUUAUUUAUUAAAAUGAGCUUAAAGCCUCAGUUUGUAAGUUUUCACCUGGGUUGUUCAAUUUCAGAGUUCGAUUUCCAAAGUUUUGGAAUCAGUUGAAUCGAUUCCAGGAGUCAAUUACUCAGACUACAUGUUAAGUAAAAAAGGGAGACAAAGUGAAAUCUUAAAAUAAACAGUGCAAUAUAAACUAUAAUGAUUCAUUAAAAGGAAUGAUAGGAAUACAACAAAAGAUCAGUCAAGUAAUCAAGUAGGUUUAGCAAUAUAAAUUCUGUAUUUUGAAUUAGUGUUGUUAAGACUCUUUUUGGGUUGUUUAGUAGUGUGGUAAUCGAGGUAAUGAACACAGACUUAACAGACUAGGACAUCACAACCCUGAAUCCCAAAAGUUAAAAUUGUGUAUAUUUAUUUAUAUACAGGACUGCAACCUAGUGUAUCUAUGGUGCUGUGUGUUACAGGGCUCUAAAAUGUAAUAUAUAUUGGACAGCAUUGGGUAAUAGGAGUCUUUUGUCAUUCAUUAGAUGCUUGUGUCCAAAAUCAGCUUACAUUAGACUUAAUACAGAGACAGUCCCUCAAGAGCAACCUGGGGUUAAGUGCCUUUCUUAAUAAGGGCAGUAUUGAUGAUAGGACAUUUCUGUAACGCUACAGUUCAUAGAGUGCCCUUACCCAGGUUAAAACCCACUCCUUCAUCCACCAUUAUUUUUGUUAACACACAUGUAUCCCUGAGACUGCAGUUGUUAGCUUAUUUAGCUCUGACAGCAAACCAUUUAGUAUACUAAAUCUUACCACUGGGGCUUUAACAGUUUAUUUCAGAUAUGCAGCUAUUCAGGUUUUAAUUCUACAAUAUUUACAAAGUACAAUAUACAGUUUUACUUCUACUCGAAAAAAAAAAAAACAGCCUGCAAUGUAAUUUGUUUUUAAAAAUGUUUUCGCCAUUUUUUUUUACCCAUAUUCAGCAGGUUGUUGUUUAGGAUUGUCCACAAACAUUAUUUUAAUAAUUAUUUUUUUUUUGUGAACUGAAUUGAGAUUUGUGUUCUAAACCAUGGGCUAUUUAAAUGCUAUCUGGCAAAAAUUUGUUCAAUGAAUCACUCAAAGUGAAAUUUUCAUUCCCUCAGCCCCCUCAAGUUCAGCAUGAGGAUAAUCAUCCUUAUUGUUUUUCAUUAUCCUUUAUGCACUUUAUUAGAUAAAUGCAGAUAUAUUCUGUAAUAUGGACUAUUUAUUUCUUUCAAUAAGGGCAUAUGUGUGGUUUUUAAUAUAUAAUUACUUGCAUUAUUGAGUAGCAAAUGAAAGUGCAGGCACAUAAAAACAACUUUUUUGGGGACUAAAUGCCCAGUCUAACCUCAAUACCUGCAUUUACAAAUUGUUCUCAGUUUACUUCUCCACAUACAUGUAUAACAGUAAGAAGCACACAUACUGUAUACACUUAGUAUGGAUUCCUUCAAAAACAUUCAACUGCAAACCUCAUCACACACCAAGCCCAAACCAAACACAAACUGAGAUAUGUAUAGCUCUAUUUUUGCUCUCAUUUAAAGGUGCUUAUACACAUCAGGAUUAGACAUUUAAACCUCUUAAUGGCAAAAAAGAGAGAAAAAAAAAUUCAGGCGUCUGUACAAUAAAAUAAAACAACUGUAAAAUAACACGACUCUGUACAAGCAAACCCUUAACUGUACAAUUGCAUAGAUUUUACAUGUUUGGCAAAGGAUUUUCUGUACUAUAACCAUUUUUACAAGAAAUGACUAUCUUCUUGAAAACCAUAAAUAACUGUAAAUAAUUGCUUGUGUACAGAUGAGAAAUUCUACUGUACUGUAAGUUAGUUGCUGUAUUCUGUCUUUUUUUUUUUUGGAUUCAUAUAAAUAUUAACUACUGUCACUGAUAUCCCUUCGUAGCUGAGCGGGGGGUCUGAAGUUGAAGACUGGUUGUAAAUAGCUUGCUCUGUUUCUGUUUGUUCUUUUCUGUUUGAUCAGAAAUGUGAUGGGUUGAAGUCUGCACUCAGAUUUGUCUGUCAUGCAUUUCUAUUUAGAAUUCAGAAAUCUUACGGUAUGUACAAGUUUUAAUGACGUAAGCAUGAUAAAGUCGAGCACUGUGGGGGCUUGAAAGAGUCCUUACACGAACUGAUCACUACAGUAUGUUAGCCUAACCUCGUUCUGUACGAUGGGGUUGAGUAUGUCUGCGUAUCAUUGGUCAUUGGUUGGUUGCUGAGUUCCACAAUACCCAUUCCCAAAUUAGAGACACUGUCAUGAAGUUUAUUAUUUCAUUCUCACUGUUGUGAAGGGCAUCAGAGCUGAGUUUAUGUGACGAAAGCACAAGCGAGUGAAUUAGCUUUUUACAUGGGGCAUUCAGGGAAAUAGUGCUUUCCAGGAUGGAGAGGAUAUUCAUUUAUAAAUAUUCACUUUCAUGUUUGCAAUGAUUUUUGUUCUUUUAAAUAAAAAGAAUUUAUUUGUCAUUUGCGUUAACCACGUCUUAAUAUAUACAAAAACAAAACAGAAAAUAAGACAUAAUCGGUUCAGUUUAUUGAUAAUCUGACAUGCCAACCAAAAGAAAUGUUUCACACACUACUGAACCAGCUGCAGUUACAUUUUAAAGUAUGCAUACACACACUAUACAAGAAAAAAACAAAAAACAAAUUAGCUUGCAUUGUAUGGAAUAAAAUAGGAAUAUGAAAAUGUGUUUAGGCAAUACAUAUUACUCUAUUGUGUUAAAAACAUUCUGUUCUGUUAAUUUCUCCUAAUGUUAACAAGAAGAAUGUGAAAUUUCACAUUCAUGGAAAUAAAUGAAAGUCAUGAUUAUGCAAGCAAGCAUUUCCCUGUUGGUUCACAUCUUUCUUUUUUGUACGUUGGUUACUGUAACUGUUUUUUACUCCAAUGAAAAACACAAAAAAAUUAAUAAAGGCUUUUAUUUUGCA